GUCAAAUGAAAACAUCACACCAUCAGUCACAUUUUGACAUUUGCUACAAAUAGUUUGAAAAUUUUUUUUGUGAUUUCUUAGAAAUGCACCAGCUUAAUAUAAUCAAUAUGGUGAACCAUCCGUAAAAAAUAAUAUUUGAAUAUUUUAAAAUAAAACUACGCAUGAAGGAAAAUAUAUGCAAGUUUGCAAAGCAGCUAAAAAAUACCAGCAUAUAUGAAUUGAAAAAUAAUAAUUACAUAAUUAAAUAGGAUAUUAUAUAAACAUGCAAGAGGCAGUGAAAUUACAAUUAAGUUUAAUUGAAGUUCGAAAAAAUAACUAUUUGUCAGCGAUUGUGUAAUUUUUCUGCGUCUGAAUAAAGGGAUCGAUGAAAGUUCAUCGUCAGCACAGAGGCAAAGGCGAAUACGAGUUGUGAACAAAGUUGACGGUCAAUAUACUCUGACCGAAUUAUUAAACUAAACUAAAAAAAUUUUAUGAAUUGUCUACUUCACGAGAAAAUGUUUAGCAGUCAUACUACACAUAAAAUAAUUAUUUCACUGAAAAGCGAAAACGGCAGCUUUUUAGUCAACAUAAACGAGAUCAGUGCAAGAACUGAAUCUAGCAGCUUAGCGGAGCAGUUACGCACUAAAAACAAGGAGUUUCUUUGAUCAAACGCAAUUUGAAAAACGUAUUUUAAAUCCUAUCUUUUAGAUAGUUUCACAUUCAUAAACAAGUAGAAUUUAAAGAUCGCUGCUGGUACAGCUAUUACGCCAAAGAGCUAUGAAAAAUUGACGUAAGAAUAGAAUAAUCAAUUAAUUAGAGGUAAUAUUUUGUGUGACUGAAAAAGAAAAUUGAUUGUAGAAAGUGUGAAAAAUAUCUAAUAGUCUCAUUUGACAUAUAAAAUGGAAAAUACGAAAUAAUGACCAACCAGGGAAGUUUAUUAUCUGCUUAUUAAGCGGUCUUACAAAAGGAUUUAAGGAUAAAUAAAUAUAUACAGUUUGAAUAUAUUUUUCUAAGUCAAGUGCCCGUUCGGGUUACGAAAUCGACAAAAUUACCGACGACAGGCAAAAUUCCUCUGAAGGUACAGUACUUGUGUCAAAGAGCCCAGCACAUAAAGAAGAGACAGAAGAAAUGGCUACAAUAAAUUCAAAGUCUUCGAAGUUUGGAGGCAAACUAAAUUUAACAUCUCAUGUAAAAUAUGAGCAUUUAAUAGCUGGCAUUUCUGGUGGCGUUACUUCAACAUUAAUUUUGCAUCCCUUGGAUUUAAUAAAAAUUCGCUUUGCUGUAAAUGAUGGACGUACGACAACUGUCCCACAAUAUAGCAGUUUGAGCAGCGCAUUCUCGACCAUUCUUCGUCAGGAAGGAUUUCGUGGACUGUAUAAAGGUGUUACACCCAAUAUUUGGGGUUCAGGGUCUUCUUGGGGUCUGUAUUUCAUGUUCUACAAUACGAUAAAGACCUUUAUUCAGGGGGGUAAUGCCACGCAACCAUUGGGUCCGACACUGCACAUGUUGGCCGCUGCGGAGUCUGGUGCGCUUACUCUCGUACUUACAAAUCCAAUUUGGGUGGUAAAGACACGUUUGUGCUUACAAUAUGGCGCAGAGACUUCAAGCUGUAAAGCAACACAAUAUCGUGGAAUGGUAGAUGCGCUGGCGCAGAUUUACCGUAACGAGGGUGUGCGCGGAUUAUACCGGGGGUUUGUACCCGGCAUACUUGGUGUUUCACAUGGAGCAUUACAAUUUAUGACCUAUGAAGAGAUGAAGAACUACUAUAAUACGUAUCGUAAAUUGCCGAUUGACACCAAAUUGGCUACGUCGGAGUAUUUAGCAUUUGCGGCCAUAUCGAAGCUUAUCGCCGCUGCAGCAACAUAUCCCUAUCAGGUGAUACGUGCUCGUCUGCAGGAUCACCAUCUUAACUACACGGGAUCUUGGGAUUGCAUUAAACAAACAUGGAGAUUUGAAGGCAUGACUGGUUUUUACAAGGGUUUACAAGCCAGUUUGACUCGAGUGGUGCCAGCGACGAUGAUAACAUUUGUUAUGUACGAAAAAGUAUCUCAUUAUUUGCUGCAAAAAUCCAGGGAUAAGUGAUAUAUAUUUUGAGUCGAUCCAGGAACAAUAUUUACAUUUACCAAAAACUAAGAAAUUUCCACGCUUUGAAUGGCCGCGUGUAUUAAUUUAUUUUGCUAUAAAUAAGUAUGUAAAUUAAUUAAAUUAUAAUAUUAUGUAUUACUUUUAAUUUUAAUUUAGAUACUUAUAUAUUUGAUAAUUUGCAGGGCAAUACAAAUGUAGUAGAGUUAUUUUUUCUUAGAAAUCAUACAUUCUGAAUUAUGUAUAUUCAUUUUUUUGUUAUCCUUUCUUGAUAUAAGUGUUUAUUGUAAUAUUACUUAUUGCCAUGAAUUAUGAAUGCGCUUUUGAAAGGACAAUCAACCUUUAAUAAAACCAUUCUCUAUGUCAGUCACGUAAA
Molecule: messenger RNA, 2437 nt
Organism: Ceratitis capitata (Mediterranean fruit fly)
Lineage: Eukaryota; Metazoa; Arthropoda; Insecta; Diptera; Tephritidae
Product: mitochondrial folate transporter/carrier
Exons: 6
Coding region: 1108-2061 (317 amino acids)
Biological process (GO): folate import into mitochondrion; nucleotide transport
Cellular component (GO): mitochondrion
Molecular function (GO): folic acid transmembrane transporter activity; FAD transmembrane transporter activity
Source: RefSeq, a predicted model, not a curated record